Messenger RNA from Lipotes vexillifer (Yangtze River dolphin), 4722 nucleotides. RefSeq names its product slit guidance ligand 2 (gene SLIT2). NCBI's taxonomy places the organism in Eukaryota, Metazoa, Chordata, Mammalia, Artiodactyla, Lipotidae. Gene Ontology annotation, molecular function: calcium ion binding; Roundabout binding; heparin binding. The record is from RefSeq and is a predicted model, not a curated record. The transcript has 37 exons. Gene Ontology annotation, biological process: negative chemotaxis; retinal ganglion cell axon guidance; negative regulation of cell growth.
AUGCGCGGCGUGGGCUGGCAGACGCUGUCCCUGUCGCUGGGGUUAGUGCUGGCGAUCCUGAACAAGGUGGCGCCGCAAGCGUGUCCGGCGCAGUGCUCCUGCUCCGGGAGCACAGUGGACUGUCACGGGCUGGCGCUGCGCAGUGUGCCCAGGAACAUCCCCCGCAGCACUGAGAGACUGGAUUUGAAUGGAAAUAACAUCACACGGAUUACUAAAACAGAUUUUGCUGGUCUUCGACACCUAAGAGUUCUUCAGCUUAUGGAGAAUAAGAUUAGCACCAUUGAAAGAGGAGCAUUCCAGGAUCUUAAAGAACUGGAGAGACUGCGUUUAAACAGAAAUCACCUUCAGCUGUUUCCUGAGUUGCUGUUUCUUGGGACUUCGAAGCUAUACAGACUUGACCUCAGUGAAAACCAAAUUCAGGCAGUUCCAAGGAAAGCUUUCCGUGGGGCAGUUGAUAUUAAAAAUCUGCAACUGGAUUACAACCAGAUCAGCUGUAUUGAAGAUGGGGCAUUUAGGGCUCUCCGGGACCUGGAGGUGCUCACUCUCAACAAUAACAACAUUACUAGACUUUCUGUGGCAAGUUUCAACCAUAUGCCUCGACUCCAUUCGAACAACCUGUAUUGUGACUGCCACCUGGCCUGGCUCUCGGACUGGCUACGCCAAAGGCCUCGGGUGGGCCUCUACACUCAGUGUAUGGGGCCAUCCCACCUAAGGGGCCAUAACGUAGCUGAGGUUCAAAAACGAGAAUUUGUCUGCAGUGAUGAGGAAGAAGGUCACCAGUCAUUUAUGGCGCCGUCUUGCAGUGUUUUGCAUUGUCCAGCUGCUUGUACCUGUAGCAACAAUAUCGUAGACUGCCGUGGGAAAGGUCUCACUGAGAUCCCCACAAAUCUGCCAGAGACUAUCACGGAAAUACGUUUGGAACAGAACUCAAUCAAGGUCAUUCCUCCUGGAGCUUUCUCACCAUAUAAAAAGCUUAGAAGAAUCGACCUGAGCAAUAAUCAGAUCUCUGAGCUAGCACCAGAUGCUUUCCAAGGACUACGCUCUCUGAAUUCACUUGUCCUCUAUGGAAAUAAAAUCACAGAACUCCCAAAAAGUUUAUUUGAAGGACUGUUUUCCUUACAGCUACUAUUAUUGAAUGCCAACAAGAUAAACUGCCUUCGGGUAGAUGCUUUUCAGGAUCUGCACAACCUGAACCUUCUCUCCUUAUAUGACAACAAGCUUCAGACCAUCGCCAAAGGGACCUUUUCACCUCUCCGUGCCAUUCAAACCAUGCAUUUGGCCCAGAACCCCUUUAUUUGUGACUGCCAUCUCAAGUGGCUGGCGGAUUAUCUUCAUACCAACCCAAUCGAGACCAGUGGUGCCCGCUGCACCAGCCCCCGGCGUCUGGCAAAUAAAAGAAUCGGACAGAUCAAAAGCAAGAAAUUCCGUUGUUCAGGUACAGAAGAUUAUCGAUCAAAAUUAAGUGGGGACUGCUUUGCCGAUCUGGCUUGCCCUGAAAAGUGCCGCUGUGAAGGGACCACAGUAGAUUGCUCCAAUCAAAAACUCACCAAAAUCCCAGACCACAUUCCCCAGUACACUGCAGAGCUACGCCUCAAUAAUAAUGAAUUUACAGUGUUGGAAGCUACAGGCAUCUUCAAGAAACUUCCUCAAUUACGUAAAAUAAACUUUAGCAACAAUAAGAUCACAGACAUUGAAGAGGGAGCAUUUGAAGGCGCAGCUGGUGUAAACGAAAUACUUCUCACGAGUAAUCGUCUGGAAAAUGUUCAGCAUAAGAUGUUCAAGGGAUUGGAAAGCCUCAAAACUUUGAUGUUGAGAAGUAAUCGUAUAAGCUGCGUAGGGAACGACAGUUUCACAGGACUCAGUUCUGUGCGUUUGCUUUCUUUAUAUGAUAAUCAAAUUACUACAAUUGCACCAGGGGCUUUUGAUACUCUCCAUUCUUUAUCUACUCUAAACCUCUUGGCCAAUCCUUUUAAUUGUAACUGCUACCUGGCUUGGUUGGGAGAAUGGCUCAGGAAGAAAAGAAUUGUAACGGGAAAUCCUCGAUGUCAGAAACCCUACUUCCUCAAAGAAAUCCCCAUCCAGGAUGUUGCCAUUCAAGACUUCACCUGUGAUGAUGGAAAUGAUGACAAUAGUUGUUCCCCACUCUCUCGCUGUCCUACGGAGUGUACCUGCUUGGACACGGUGGUCCGAUGUAGCAACAAAGCCUUGAAGGUCUUGCCCAAAGGUAUUCCAAGAGAUGUCACUGAAUUGUAUCUGGAUGGAAACCAGUUUACACUGGUUCCUAAGGAGCUCUCUAACUACAAGCAUUUAACACUUAUAGACUUAAGUAACAACCGAAUAAGCACCCUUUCUAAUCAGAGCUUCAGCAACAUGACCCAGCUCCUCACCUUGUGAGUAGGAAAGAACCGUUUGAGAUGCAUUCCUCCUCGAACCUUCGAUGGAUUGAAGUCUCUUCGAUUACUUUCUUUACAUGGAAAUGACAUUUCGGUUGUGCCUGAAGGUGCUUUCAACGAUCUUUCUGCAUUAUCACACCUAGCAAUUGGAGCCAACCCUCUUUACUGUGAUUGUAACAUGCAGUGGUUAUCCGACUGGGUAAAGUCGGAAUACAAAGAACCAGGAAUUGCUCGCUGUGCUGGUCCUGGAGAAAUGGCAGAUAAACUAUUACUCACAACUCCCUCCAAAAAAUUUACAUGUCAAGGUCCUGUAGAUGUCAAUAUUCUAGCUAAAUGUAAUCCCUGCUUAUCAAAUCCAUGUAAAAAUGAUGGCACCUGUAACAAUGAUCCAGUUGACUUUUAUCGCUGCACCUGUCCAUAUGGUUUCAAGGGGCAGGACUGUGAUGUUCCAAUUCAUGCAUGCAUCAGUAACCCAUGUAAACAUGGAGGAACUUGCCACUUAAAAGAAGGAGAAAAAGAUGGCUUCUGGUGUAUUUGUGCUGAUGGAUUUGAAGGAGAAAAUUGUGAAAUCAAUGUUGAUGACUGUGAAGAUAAUGACUGUGAAAAUAACUCUACAUGCGUCGAUGGAAUUAAUAACUACACAUGCCUUUGCCCACCUGAGUACACAGGUGAGUUGUGUGAGGAGAAGCUGGACUUCUGUGCGCAGGACCUGAACCCCUGCCAACACGACUCCAAGUGCAUCCUGACGCCAAAGGGAUUCAAAUGUGACUGCACGCCAGGAUACAUAGGCGAACACUGUGACAUUGACUUUGAUGACUGCCAAGAUAACAAGUGUAAAAACGGAGCCCACUGCACUGAUGCAGUGAACAGUUAUACAUGCAUCUGCCCUGAAGGUUACAGUGGCUUGUUUUGUGAGUUUUCUCCACCCAUGGUUCUCCCUCGUACCAGCCCCUGUGAUAAUUUUGAUUGUCAGAAUGGAGCUCAGUGCAUCAUCAGGAUAAAUGAGCCAAUAUGCCAGUGUUUGCCUGGCUACCAGGGAGAGAAGUGUGAAAAACUGGUCAGUGUGAACUUUGUAAACAAAGAGUCUUAUCUUCAGAUCCCUUCUGCCAAGGUUCGGCCUCAAACAAACAUCACUCUUCAGAUUGCCACAGAUGAAGAUAGUGGAAUCCUCUUGUAUAAGGGUGACAAAGACCAUAUCGCCGUAGAGCUCUACCGGGGACGUGUUCGUGCCAGCUAUGACACCGGCUCCCACCCAGCUUCUGCCAUUUACAGCGUGGAGACGAUCAAUGAUGGAAAUUUUCACAUUGUGGAACUACUCGCCCUGGAUCAGAGUCUCUCCCUCUCUGUGGAUGGAGGGAGCCCCAAAAUUAUCACCAACUUGUCAAAGCAGUCCACUUUGAAUUUUGACUCCCCACUCUAUGUCGGAGGCAUGCCCGGGAAGAACAAUGUGGCCGCAGCUCUGCGCCAGGCCCCCGGGCGGAACGGCACCAGCUUCCACGGCUGCAUCCGGAACCUUUACAUCAACAGCGAGCUGCAGGACUUCCGGAAGGUGCCCAUGCAGACCGGCAUCCUGCCCGGCUGUGAGCCGUGCCACAAGAAGGUGUGUGCCCACGGCACGUGCCAGCCUAGCACCCAGUCCGGCUUCACCUGCGAGUGCCAGGAAGGAUGGACGGGGCCCCUCUGUGACCAGAGGACCAAUGACCCCUGUCUUGGAAAUAAAUGCGUCCAUGGCACCUGCCUGCCCAUCAACGCGUUCUCCUACAGCUGCAAGUGCCUGGAGGGCCAUGGGGGCGUCCUCUGUGAUGAAGAGGAGGAUCUGUUUAACCCCUGCCAGGCGAUCAAGUGUAAGCAUGGGAAAUGCAGGCUCUCAGGACUGGGACAGCCCUACUGUGAAUGCAGCAGUGGAUACACUGGGGACAGCUGUGAUCGAGAAAUCUCUUGUCGAGGGGAACGGAUAAGAGAUUAUUACCAAAAGCAGCAGGGCUAUGCCGCUUGCCAAACAACUAAGAAGGUCUCCCGGUUGGAAUGCAGAGGGGGGUGUGCAGGCGGGCAGUGCUGCGGACCUCUGAGGAGCAAGCGACGGAAAUACACUUUCGAAUGCACUGAUGGAUCAUCGUUUGUGGACGAGGUUGAGAAGGUGGUGAAGUGUGGUUGUACCCACUGCGCCUCCUAAACCACGUCCCUGGCAGCUUUGGUCUUUGGAAAAUGUUGUAUACUUCUUGACCCUGUUGGACUCACGAAUGCUUCAUAGUGGAAAUAAUUGAAAUAUAUUGUAAAAUACAGAACAGACUUAUUUUUAUUAUGAGAAUGAAGACUUUUUUCUGCAUUU